This is a messenger RNA of Plasmodium vinckei vinckei, 1509 nucleotides long. Its product is annotated as conserved Plasmodium protein, unknown function. The transcript has 3 exons. The record is from RefSeq and is a predicted model, not a curated record. NCBI's taxonomy places the organism in Eukaryota, Apicomplexa, Aconoidasida, Haemosporida, Plasmodiidae. The coding region runs from base 1 to 1509 and encodes 502 amino acids.
AUGAAAUCAAAGCAUGACAAACGUCAGAAAAUCGCAAACAUUAAAUAUCAGCUCCUGAAAAAUAAACAAAAGGCAUUUCCAAAUGAUAAUAUCUAUCAAAAGAUCGAUAAAGUAUUAAGUAAGAGGUUAAAUGAAAAGAAAUCAAAAAAUUCUUACAUACAAACUAACAUAACAUUUCUCAAUCCAUUUUUUGUAAGUUGGGAUACAUAUUUUGAAAAUUGUGAUGCUAAUAAAUUUUCAAGUGAUGGGGAAAUUGAUGCUUUGAAAAAAAAACGCAUUAAGGAAAAUAUAAGAGAACCUAAUAUAAAAAAGAGCAUAAGUGUCAACCCAUUCAAAGUACCAAUACACACUAUCGAUAAAAAUAAUGUUAUAUAUAAUUUAUACACUGAUGAUAAUAUUAUAUUUAUAAAAGAAACUACAGAAUAUUUCGAUAAAAAAGAAAAACAUAAUAAUAAAAGUGUUCAUAAAACUCCUCAUAAAAAUGAAAACAAUAUAGAGAAACCAAAAGAAAUAAAAAUACAAAAAAAUUUUAAAUCACAAUUUAGUCCCACUUCAAGUAUUAGUCCUUAUGGUAGUAAAAAGGAAGAGACCUCCAUAAAUAGCAACAGCAGUGAAGAUAUAUGGUUUGAAUGUAAAACUCCACCAUUAUCCGAAUUUAUAUGGCUAGAUAAUAAUUUUAUUUACCUACCCCCACCAAAUAAUUUUCAAAAAAACGUGAUAAUAAUACAAGAGAAUAAUUAUAUCGAGCAAGACAAGUGCACUUUUUGCAACAAAAAAAAUAAUUUAAAUAACAGUUGCAAUGGUAGUAGUACCUACUUGUUGUCUAAAAAUGAAAAUGAAUUUAUUGCAAAACCGAAUAAUGACUAUUCCGUACAUUUAUGUUCUAACAAAAAUGUAGAGAAAAAUAAAAAAUGUUUGUCCCCCAAUUUUAAGGAUAUAUAUAUUGCUUUAAAUGAUAAUAAUUGGAAAAAAUAUGAACAAGAUAGACAUUUUAAUAUUCAAAACUAUUCUAAUAUGUUUAAUAAUAAUUAUGUAUAUGAACGAAAAAAUAAAAUUAAAAAUAUACAUUAUCAAAUGAUAACAGAUAAUUUUCAUUAUUUAGAAAAUAAUUUUUUUAAUGUCAUAAAUAAAAUUUUUGUUAAGGAUCAAUUUUUUCAAGAAUUGAAAAUUGAGCAUUAUGAUAAAAAAUAUUAUAGAGAACAAAUUGAUGAUAUUGAAAAGCUAAAUAAAAAUAAGAGAAAAAUGGAUAAAAAUCAAAAUUUUAAAGACAAUAAAUUGAGAACAGAUAUAAACCUGACUAAUACAGGCAAAAAUUCAUAUAUGAUUGAUACUGAUAUAUUAAAUAAGGAUCAAAUAAAUAAUAAGGAAAAUUUUGACAUAACCAAUACCCCCACAACGCCGAAAAUAGAAAAUGAUAUAAACAUAAACUCAUAUAGGACAAUUUAUAAAAAAAAAAAAAAAAAAAAAUUAAUAUUCAAAAAGGUCAACCAUAAACCAUCGAAAUGCUAA